Messenger RNA from Rotaria socialis, 1734 nucleotides. Lineage: Eukaryota; Metazoa; Rotifera; Eurotatoria; Philodinida; Philodinidae. The record is from the annotation of a GenBank genome assembly.
AUGGAAGAACAACGUCGAACAGCUAGUAUCAAUGCCAAAUGUCUUUAUACUAUCAUGGAACCAGACACAUAUGGUGGAAUAAUUAAUUCUGUAGCUUUACCUUCUAAUCUAAUUCUUUCAAAAGAGUCAAUUCCAAUUCCUAUAAUUUCAUCAUCGAAUACCAACAAUUAUGAAACACGUUCAUCAUCAUCGUCGCGACGUCAUCAUCGAAAACAUCAAACUAAUGUAACAUCGAUUGAUGAUCAAGAUGAACGUAUUGAAGUAAAAAUUCUUCCACAAGAUGAUAACUGGGGCGAAACAACAACAACAACAUGUAACGGCGGUAAUGAAGAUGCAUUAACCAACAAUAAUGAUACUACUUUGCAAUUACACAGUCCUUUACAAAAUUUAACAAACAAAAUCAAUCAUCGCAAACGUUCAAUUGUAAUUUAUCAUUUUGUUAUUUAUUUACUUUGUCUUAUUGCUUUUGUAUCACCUAUACUAUUUCUAACAUUACCAUAUAUAUUAAUUCAAUCGGAUUUAAUAGCGAUUGAUGAUUAUACAUUAUUAUUAACAAUUAUUUUUAAACUUCUACUUUUAUUUGUUGGCACGUUAUUAUUAUUAUAUCGACGACGAACUACAAUUUAUUUACCACGCAUACAUUUACAUAAAAUACUUUUUAUGAUGAUUUUGACGAUGAUUAUUUUGGCUUAUUGGUUAUAUUAUACUUUUAAAUUAUUGCAACCAAAUGUUGACAAUUAUGAAAAAAUUUUAUCAAUGACAUCAACCUAUGAAGAUUUACUUUUAUUUUUAUUCCUAUUAGUUGUUAUUGUCUUAGAAACAAAAUGGUUAUAUCCCAAAUGGAUUGUUAAAGUUGUACGGUCACCUGAUGGAGAAACAAGACAAUAUACAAUUGGUUCGAUGUCAAUACAGGAAGCAAGUGUUUAUCUACUUGAACAAUAUUAUAAAGAUUUUCCUGUGUUCAAUCCAUGGUUGGAAAAUGUGCACCAAACACAAGCAAGACAACAUGGAGCAUUAUCAACGAAAUCUAUUGGAUCACAAUCGAAUGCAUCGACUAUUGCUACUGGUGUUAAUCGAAAUCGAGAUGUUACACGUUCGAUGCAUGAAUAUAAUGAUCGAUUCUACGAUGAACUUGAUUAUGAACGUCGAGUACGAAAACGACGUACAAAAUUAGUAAGUUCAUGUGAAGAUGCAUUUACACAUGUUCGUAAGUGUCUCAAUGAAAAAUAUGGUUCGCAUAUACCAAUGGAUGCUCGAGAAGCAGCACAAGCUGUAUUUUCAUCAAUGUCACGUCCACUUCAAAAAUAUCUUCGAAUAACUCGUCAGCAACCUUAUUUCACUCGUGAAUCAAUUAUUUAUCAUUUAUCAACAUGUUUAUCACAUGAUCUAUCGCCUCGAGCAUUUCUUGAACGUUACGUUCAAACAGAAUCACAGCCAUUAGCUACAACGCUACUUCCAGCAAUAGCAUCAACAACAAAUCAUGCUAUUGAACAAUCAUGGUCAAUAAUAUGCGAUCCACAACCGUAUAUCUAUGAGAAAGAGAACAGAAAAACAAUAUCAAUCAAUCAAUCGAUAUAUGCAAAUUUAGUAUUUGUACUAAAACAACAGCAUGCCGAACAUAUUGGAUUGAUAUGUUCAUUUCAUCAGAUGCCACGAAUACAUUUAAUUGAAAAAAUUUUCGAUUUAAAACAAAAUAGAUUUAUUUUAAAACUUAAUUCGGAAACAUCAGUUUAA